Messenger RNA from Alternaria burnsii, 1071 nucleotides. RefSeq lists its product as uncharacterized. The transcript has 3 exons. Bases 1 to 1071 code for a protein of 356 amino acids. The record is from RefSeq and is a predicted model, not a curated record. Lineage: Eukaryota; Fungi; Ascomycota; Dothideomycetes; Pleosporales; Pleosporaceae.
AUGACUCGCGUAAAGAUCCUGCUCACCGGCGUCACAGGAUACAUCGGUGGUAGCGUACUCCAUCAAUUACUCCGCAGCAAACACCCAUCGAUUCAGGAGGCUGAGAUAGCGUGUCUGGUUCGUGGUCAGGACAGAGUUGCGCAGCUUCACAAUGCCUUUGGCUCCAGGCUCAAGGUUGUGCUCUUCGAGGGCCUGGAAGAUACGGCGCGUCUUGUCGAGAUAGCAAGUCAGUACGAUGUCGUCUUCAAUAUGACGCUGGGCUAUCAUCUUGCCAGCGCUGUAGCUUUUGUUAAAGGCCUUUGCUUACGCCGGGUGCACACUGGCAGAGACGUAUGGCUGGUGCAUACUUCGGGCGUCUCGAACCUCGCUGACCAACCACUUUCCGGGGAUCACAUUGAACCAAGCCCGGAUCGGGAAUUCAACGAUUUCGAGGACGACAUUCAUACCUAUGAGAAGACGCGCAAUGCUAGGAGGAGAUACAUCCAGCGGACGACGGAAUUGGGCAUGAUAGACGCUGGUCUCGGAUCAGGCGUGAAGACAGUCGUCCUCAUGUCUCCAUUGAUCUACGGUGUUGGCACAGGAUUAUGGAACAAGCGCAGUCUGCAAGUGCCUCGAUUGGUCCGGGCGGCGAUAACGGAAGGCCAAGCCAUCGUUGUUGGCGAUGGCAAGGGUGUAUGGGAUAACGUCCAUAUCGAGGACCUUGCAAGAUUAUACGAGCUGACGCUUAUCAACAUCUUGUCACAGGAUGGCGCCUCCCUUCCAACGGGCAACCAGGGCGUUGUUUUCAGCGCGCAUCGACGUCACACGUGGAUUGACGUAUCGCAGGCGGUCGCAGAUGCUGUAUGCAAAGCCGGCCUGAUUGACAGCAACAUCGUGAGGACUGUGAGUCUCGCGGAAGGAGCUAAGUUGUUCACUGGUGGCGUGGAGCAAGUUGCUGAGUUGGGUUUCGCAAGCACUUGCAGGACACGCAGUGAGGUUGCGAGGAGGUUGGGCUGGCAUCCCAGCGCUGGAAUCGAGGCUUGGGAGCAAGGCUUCGUGGAAGUGGUCGAUGCGCUUAGAUCGAAGCUGUGA